UUUUGCCGCUCUUUCUCUUUUUCUCACACUGUCGCCCCAUCAAACUAUUGUGAUGCAAUUAUUGUUGUCUUUAUGGGAUCUAAAAAGUGAAAGUUUUCACUGAUAAUUGAACAUAAAUUGCAAGUCAACAAGUGCUAUUAAAUAACCAAAACGGGAAUAUUUAUUUCACCCACACAACCGCAAUUAUACGCUGCAAUCGAAACACGAGAAUAUUAGGCAAAAUUGUCAACGAAGAAGGUGCGGUGGGUGGAAGGCGGAGGAAGUGCAGCAACAGGGGCCAAUGUGCAGCAGGCUAGAGCGCGCGCGUUGCAACUGGGCUGGGCUAGCAAGGUCUAACCUCAAAGCAUCCGCACAAAGUUUUCCCAUUCCUUAGAGGAGAGUUCCCUACACACACAGUCACACACUCACGCACACAUCAAAAUAAACGUGUUCAUAUAGAUAAUGCAUCGCAUAAUGCCAGCCUCUUGGAGUAAUGGCAGCUUGUUACCCUUCCGCGUGUCCACCACCACAAAGGUUGUUCUUUUCUCCUUGACUGCCGGCGUGGCUCUAAUGGGUGUCCUGUCGCGUUACUUACGUCGCCGUAAGCCACCGCGUCCACCACGUCGGGCCAGAAAAUAUACAGGAAGGCGGACACGGAAUAGCAUGCGUAGUCCCAAUGAUUUGAUAUCAAUUGCCGGCUCAAAAGCCUCCGCUCGUUCCGGCAGCCCUGUAGGAUCCACGUUAGCCUACUCAGAUCGCCUUUCGAUGGCAUCCGGUUCUAUAGGAGCUGGCGUAUUGGCAACCAGUGGCCAAAAUAAUGCAGUUACCGUUGGCGGUACGGUAGUAACUCAGCUGACGGCCCAGCAGCUGGGAGUGAUGGGCAUGGAGGCUCUCGAUACCGUUAUCAAUUUUUGGGAGGAUGCCUUGGCUGCCCAUUAUUCACCGGGUGGCGUGCCAGCUUCCCUGACCACAGCCGAGGAUUCUGAGUUCUGUCGCGAGAUACAAAAUCUUCUAGAGAUGUCCUAUACGCUGCAGGAACAGAGCGAAUUGCUCUUCUUAGAUCAGCGAUCGGUGCUUUUUCGCGAGGAACAUUCCAUAGACGAGGCCGAGGAGGAUGGCCUGGCUGCCGGCGGCAUUGGUGAUGAUGGUGACGAUGAUCGCCUGUCACGCAAAUCGGGCAGUAUUUUGAGUCGAGCUGGCUCCGACCCGAAUUUCGAUUCAGCCGAAAGCUUUGCCUCUGCCCUCGAUCAGGUGGCAGAUCUGCGCGAAUUCGAGGGCUUCAUUGAGACUUCAUACGAGGAGUAUCCCCUGUUCCAGAGUGCCCUCAAGCAUCACGAUGAGUACACAGUGCCUUGUCGGACGAUGCGUUCGGAGCUGAUGCACUGCAGCAGUGACAUUGAGUAUUUGGCCAAAUUGCAUUGUGUCCGUCUUGCCUUCCAGUUCCUAUUCAAGGAUCCAGCGGUUGGUCAAUGGAUCUGCGAUUCAGGUCGUCAAAUCCUCACCGAUUUGCUAUGCCUGGGCGAUAAGGACACCAAGGAAUUCCUUGUAGGCUACGAGGACAUGGUGAAUUUCUUACAGGAUCCCAACAGCUGGCCGUGCAUACAAAUGGAACUGGAACAACGCAAUGUCAAGGCCAUGACAUUCUACGACAUUUGUCUGGACUUUAUUAUUUUAGAUUCCUUCAGAGAUUUGGAUGCACCGCCAGCCAGUGUCACAGCUGUGGUCCAAAAUCGUUGGCUAUCCAACGGUUUCAAAGAGACGGCUCUAACCACAGCCGUGUGGUCCGUACUGAAGGCCAAAAGGCGUAUGCUAAAGUUUCCCAAUGGUUUUAUGGCCCAUUUCUAUGUAAUAUCUGAACAAAUAUCACCAUUAAUGGCCUGGGGUUUCUUUGGACCCAAUGAGAAUUUACGCGACAUUUGUCAUUAUUUUCGGGAGCAGCUCCUGUCAUUCCUGAGCGAUAUAUUUAGCUUUCAGAAGAGUCGAUUCACAACCAUCGAGGACUUUUCGCAAGAUGUGCUGCAGCAUAUGCAGACACGGGUAAACAACAUCGGUGUGAAGUUUAGUCAAUAGUUUUCCCAUUUCUCUUUUUUCCUUUCUUUUUCUAUUUGUUUUUUUUUUUUUUAUUAUCAUUUACCAUUUUUGCUUUUGGUUAUGUUUAUGGUAAACAAGUUAACUAAUUUUAAAGACCACAACGUUACAAACACACACACACACACAUACGCACAUCCACACCCACACACCGACACCCAUUUCUUCCUAUGAUUAAGCUGCAUUUAAGUCGCCAAAUAACAUUAAUAUGGAUUAUAAACACAAAAACAUUUGUAAAAUAAAAACAACAAACCAG
Molecule: messenger RNA, 2323 nt
Organism: Drosophila willistoni
Lineage: Eukaryota; Metazoa; Arthropoda; Insecta; Diptera; Drosophilidae
Gene: Miga
Product: mitoguardin
Exons: 3
Coding region: 442-2049 (535 amino acids)
Biological process (GO): mitochondrial fusion
Source: RefSeq, a predicted model, not a curated record